AACGGGAACCCAGCUGAGCUGGAGCACUUCGCUAGGAGCCUGCAAACGAAACAGAUGUGCUUGCUGUGAAUUUCUGUAGUAUCUGGGCUCUUUGUACCAAAGGUGAUAAUACUUUCCUUCCUGUGAUUAUUUUUUUUUUCCUUCUUUUAUUUUGCACACAUUUUCCAUAAAGGGAAUGAAAUGGAGAAGUUGAUGAAAUAUAUAUCAGUGAAAGAUGAAGAUCAGUUUUAUCAUCAGGGAGCUGUGGAGCUGCUAGUCUUUAACUUUCUUCUCAUCCUUACAAUAUUAACUAUUUGGUUGUUCAAAAACCAUCGAUUCCGCUUUCUGCAUGAAACUGGAGGAGCUAUGCUUUAUGGCCUUGUAAUGGGAUUAAUUAUACGAUACACGACAAAAGCAUCAGAUGUUGAAAGCGGAACUGUUUAUGAAUGUGAAAAGCUGAAAUCUGGGCCAUCCACUUUACUUAUUAAUAUAACUAAUCAGGUCUAUGAAUAUCAAUACAAAGGAGAGAUCAGCCACCACAAUGUCAAUGGCCACCAGGGCAAUGCAAUGCUUCAAAAGAUGACAUUUGAUCCUUCCAUCUUCUUCAAUAUUUUGUUGCCACCCAUUAUAUUUCAUGCUGGAUAUAGUUUAAAAAAGAGACAUUUUUUUCGUAACUUAGGAUCAAUUUUAACCUACGCCUUUUUGGGAACUGCCAUCUCCUGCAUUGUCAUAGGGUUGAUAAUGUAUGGGUUUGUGAAGGCCAUGGUACGCAUUGGCCAGUUAAAAGGAUGGGAAUUCCACUUCACUGACUGUUUAUUUUUUGGAUCGCUGAUGUCUGCCACAGAUCCAGUGACAGUCCUUGCUAUUUUCCAUGAACUGCAUGUGGAUACAGAUUUGUACACACUCCUGUUUGGAGAGAGUGUCCUAAACGAUGCUGUGGCUAUCGUGCUGACAUGCUCUAUAUCCAUUUACAGUCCUAAGGAGAAUCCUAAUGCAUUUGACACUGCUGCUUUCUUCCAGUCAGUGGGAAAUUUCCUGGGGAUCUUUGCUGGAUCAUUUGCCAUGGGAUCCUCUUAUGCUGUUGUGACAGCUUUAUUGACAAAAUUUACAAAGAUCUGCGAGUUUCCUAUGUUGGAGACAGGUCUGUUUUUCCUACUGUCCUGGAGUGCCUUCUUAUCAGCAGAAGCUGCUGGUCUUACAGGUAUUGUUGCAGUCCUUUUCUGUGGAGUCACGCAAGCCCAUUAUACCUACAACAAUCUGUCACCAGAGUCCAAAAUGAGAACUAAACAGUUGUUCGAGUUCAUGAAUUUUUUGGCUGAGAAUGUCAUCUUCUGUUACAUGGGACUCGCACUAUUCACAUUUCAAAAUCAUAUCUUCAGUCCUCUCUUCAUAUUUGGUGCAUUUGUGGCAGUUUUUGUAGCAAGAGCUUGCAACAUAUACCCACUUUCAUUCCUUUUGAAUUUGGGUCGAAAACAAAAGAUUCCCAGGAACUUUCAGCACAUGAUGAUGUUUUCAGGUUUACGUGGUGCAAUAGCAUUCGCAUUGGCUAUUCGAGACACAAAGUCCCAGCCCAAACAAAUGAUGUUUACAACAGCACUGCUGAUCGUAUUUUUCACAGUCUGGGUAUUUGGUGGGGGCACAACACCAAUGCUUACAUGGCUUCAAAUCAGAGUUGGUGUAGAUCCAGAUGAAGAUCUGAAAGUAGAAGCUGCAAGCCAGAGUGCAUCUAACUUGGACAAAAAUACUACCAAAGCUGAGAGUGCAUGGCUGGUCAGAAUAUGGUAUGGCUUUGACCACAAAUACCUGAAACCUAUCUUAACCCACACUGGUCCACCUCUCACAACAACAUUACCUGAAUGGUGUCAUCCUGUUGCCAGGAUUCUGACCAGCCCCAGUGCAUAUGGCGAUCAACUGAAGGAUGACGACACAGAUUAUAUCAUAAAUAACGAUGAAUUGACUGAAAACUAUGAAACAUCUGCUCACAUACCAGUGCCAGCACAGGACAGAACAGGCUCCACCCAGGCUACAGGCAAGGAAGAUAUUAAUGAAGGAGACCUAGGAUUAGGAGGGUACAAACUCCAGUUUAAACACAUCGCAGGUCAACCCUAGAUUAAUUCAUUGGCAUGAACAGCUUAAAGUUAAUCACAAGAAAUAAGACUAAGACAAAGAAACAAAAGAUACUCUUACGUGAGCAUGACUCUAAAAUACCUACUAAGCACAAAAAUCAAAGAAAACUUAGAUUUUACCAACUAAAUGCCUUCUCCCCCCAGGAAAGAGCUCACCAACAAUAUGCAGGUUUUCUGACUGCAGCAGUUUUUAAUAAAAAGAUGUGGCACUGUCAGCCCACUGUAAAGCCAUUACAAUCACAUGUUGUCUCAAUGGUACUUGACUGUACCACACUCCUCACAUGUCUGCAGGCCUUUGAAUGUUGCUUAUAGUCUUUAGUCAGCUAGAAUGGAGAGAAAUAGUUUGCUAAUACAUUCAUGCUCACAUGAUGACAUCACUUCUUACGCAGCUGGUCCUGAACGGAUCACUACUGCUCCAGUAGCUAUUACAACUAAGGAAUAAGCAAAAGAUUUUUUCUGGGCAUGAUCUAAAAAUACUUAAAACAUGCAGUGCAGCACCUCAGUCUUGAUAGAUCAAGCUCCUUUGUGCUCACAGUAUAGACUUUUCCCGACAACCAGCUUAACGCUUGCUUUCUACAUGCACCUUAUAGCUUAGUCCAUACAGGGUUGCCCCAGGCUGCCCCAAACUGAAUGUUGAUAGGAGACACUGAAGUCUAUGAAACCAGCAACAGACCUGCUUUUAUGGCUGCACUGAAUAGGCACAACCACUAUUUAAAUAACAAUUACUCCACAAGGUUUUGUUACAGCUUUGCAGCACACAAAGCUUACAUGCUAGGAAAAGUUUUGUUGUUUUGCAAGAUUCUUCUGGAUGUAUGCUUUAAGAAGUCUACUGUUUCUUUUUUUUUUGUUGUUCAAGGAAAGUGAGUAAUUUCUAAUCAAAUACUUCUGCAAAGUUGCUAUAUCUUAAGACUGGCUGCUCCAAGGAUAAAUUUGUCCAUCUAAUUAUACUGGGCACUCAGUAUCAUACUAGUGAUGAGGACAGUGGUGAUUAGAUAUAAAAAACAAGAGGAGAGCUUAGGUAUGAAAUGUUAAUUUUGCCUGCAUAAACACAGUAACUGGAUAAACAACUGAUCAACCAUACAUACAUCUAGCUGCCAUAUACUAUUAUCAAGCAUUUCAUAUUAUCAAGCAUAUCAGCUUUUGCGCAUAUCAGCUAAGUAGGGCGAAUACAGGGAUAGAGCCAGGCUUCUGUUGUUAGAGCACGUGCCUUUUCUUACUGCAGAAGUUUCAACUAACUGUGCAUGACAGUGUUCCUACUAAGAAAGUUAAAACCAUGAGGCAUUUUUAAAUCAGGUGAUUCUUAAUACACAAAGACAAUAAGCAAACAAGAAUUUUUUGAUCUCUAAAGAAUAAAAAAAAUCACGCUAUCUCCAUGAAUGAUCAUAAAGCUGAAUAGGUCUUGAUUUCACCACAGAUGGAAACUGAAAUAGAAACUUAAUAUAAUCAAGUUUUAGUCAUUCUCUUCCAGGCUAAUUAAUUUCUGGUUAAAUGUGAUUCUAGAACAGCUGUUUUAAACAAAUUUGAACACUGGCAUUCUAUAUGCUUUUAUGAAAGAUCAGAAGCUUAAACGGGCAUUUUAUUUUCCCCUAAACACUAAUCAAGGAACUUCAAAGGAUCUUAAUCCCCAUGUGGUUUAAAACAAGUAAUAUUCAGGCACGAUAACAAGUUCCGAGGAGAACUAAUGAAUUCCCAGCUCCCUGCUUUGCCUUGUUUAGCUGCAUGAGGUGGGAAAAAGAUGUGCAGCAGGUUGCAAGAGAGGAUGGAGAAUGAAUAGGGAGGUCAAGUUUCAUGGCCUAGUCCUGUGCACCCCACAGCAUACGGUGGGAGACAGCACGGAUAACAGGAGGCAGGAUAAGCAGGUACAGAGAGACACACUGCAGUAAGGUGAAUGUGUGGCACCACAGUGGGAAGAUAUUAUCGUAGAUGGGUGCUAACACAGUCCUGCUUUCAGUACACAGAGUUUCUGAUUUCAAUCUUCAGAAGUAUUGAGUGCAUGUCACCCGGCUUCUUAAGCUCCUUGGGAAGCACAUAUCCCAGUCCUUAGAUUAUAGCGCAAAUCAAUAAACUGCUGCGGUAUUAUGAAGAUGCAAAGCUGUUUUUCCACAACUGCUACAUGAACUGGAAAUGACAGGCUCUUCACCAAUGAUUCUGCUUAGAUUCUACUCAAAUGCAUCCUGCAGCAUACUCUACAGGGGUUUUACCAAUUUAUUUAUUAUGCCUGUCCAAAUUUCUCAAAGUUGUGCAGCAUGAUAAAUUGAGAGCUCUGGGCUCUGAAAUUCUCUGUUUAUCAAAAAAAAAAAAAAAAAAGUCUGUAGUGAAUACUCCUCACACUGUUCUACCUGGAUGCCUUAAAGGACUACUUUACUUAGUAAAGAAAGUCAUCCCUUGCAGCAGAAGCGUGCAUACUUCACAGGUCAGAUUUUUUUAUGCUAAGCAGCAGUCCUCACAGGAUGAGUACUUAUCCUCCAAGACCACGCUUGGCAACCAAAGUGUCACUUGCUUUUAGGAAAAUCAGUAAACCCAGCUGCAAGCAAACCUGAAAUUUCUACUUGGCAAUAAAAUUCUCAAUUAUGUUACACUAUUCUGCCUUGCCAUUUCUUAAUUUGAAGAUGUUCUUUUCAUGACAAGCAGAUCAAAAGAGUUAAAACAAUAUUAGAAUAGAUGAUAUAUUUGUAUUCGAGGAGAAAUUACCAUCAACUAGUAAUUCUGCAUGACUGUUUAAACAGGGUAAUGGAUGUUAAGAGAGGCCUUUAAUGUUAAUUUACAGUUCAUACGCUGGAGAUUUGAGCUACUCAAUAUCACACAAUGUUUGACUGAACAUACACGUCACUUGUGAUAAAUGUGAAGCUAUCCUUCCUAUCUGAGUUAAUCUAAUAAAACACCGCUUGGAAAAUGAAAUGUAAAAUAUAUUGUCAAAACGUAGUUACUGCAAACUCAGGAUGAAGGCCAAAGUGUUAGGAAAGAUGGAAACCUGCAAUAUCACAGUAAUAACUGAAAUUUCAUACUGAACUGCAGAGAAUAUUUACCUAAAGGUUGGAAGCAGCAAAAUGAAUCCUGGCUACACAGCAGAGCCAGUCCAAAAAGACACUGUAGCAACAUUAAAGAGCCCCAUGAUAUCACCAUGACGUCUCUUGCAGUGGGCAACAACACAUGCCAGCAUCACAUACUUCCAGUAGCACAUGAGAUAUCAAGUCCCAUGGGCAGCACCUGAGCCAUCCAGUCCUGCCACAACAUACCAGAUGUUGUGACCUGCCAGCAGCCAAGGACCCACAGAGUCCCACCAGUGGCAGCCAUCAACCUCUACCAGCAGCAGACCAGACAUCAAGUGCCACCAGGGGCUGACAGGACAACAAGUUCCAGCAGCAGCUACGGAGGCCUCCAGGCAUGAGCCAGCAGUGCUGGGAGCUGCCAGGAUCUCCUCGUGGGGAGACACCUGCCCCAUCUGCUUGGGUGCCCUCAAAGGCCCCACUGGAUCUGUGAUGGCAUGCAUUCUGCCAUGCUUGCAUCCAGCUCUGGGCUGCACUAAAGUCACUGUCACCCGCCCACUCUGCCAGGGGCCUAUCAUGGCCAUCUGUCACCUGCAGGUAGAGGAUGACCAUGACAGAGUGGCCCAUCAUAAUCAUGACCGCUUCCAUGCUCAUGCAGGGCCACAGCAACAGUAGGAGCAGCAGCAGCUGCAGAGCCCUAGAGGUUCCCAGCACUGGAGACUCUGCUGAGCAUGGGGAGCGCAGACACACCCCCAGACCCUGCCAGCACACCUAGAGUCUGUCCAGGCAGUGGGACAGAGAUGGCAGCUGGCCCCAUCUGCCACCAGAUGCCACCCAAGAUCUAUUACAGCUGCAAACAGUGGGGAUUGAUCCCUGGAGUUCUUUUUUCUAAUACGUGUCCAAAGAAGGGCAAAGCUGAUGAAGGGUCCAGAGCACAAGUCUUAUUAGGAGCCGCUGAGGGAACUGGGGUUACUUAGCCUGGGGAAGAGGAGGCUUGGGGGGACAUUACUGUGCUCUACAGCUACCUUAAAGGAGGUUGUAGGUCUCUUCUCCCAGAUAAGAACCAACAGGACAAGAGGAAGUGGCCUCAAGUUACACCAAGGGAAGUUUACAUUGGAUAUUAAGAAAAAUGUCUUCACUGAAAGGGUGUUCAAGCAUUGGAACAGGCUGCCCAGGGAAGUGGCGGAGUCACCAUCCUUGGAGAUGUUCAAAAGACAUGUAGAUGUGGUUCAUAGGGACAUGGGUUGGUGAUGGACAUGGCAGUCCUGGGUUAACGGUUGGACCUGAUGAUCUUAAAGAUCUUUACCAACCUAAAUGACUCUAUGGUUCUAGAAAUAUCAUGUCUUUUGUUAACUUUGACAGAGAAGUGCAGCAUUUAGUAACCCCACUGAAAGCAGGGCCCAUUGGAAGCAGACAUUUAUAUUGCUGCACUAAAAGCUCAAACUUUUCCAUAGUAACCACAUCAAUGCUAUCAUCGGUGAACUGAUUAACCCCGUGCAUUACUUAAGCUGUUAAACUAAUUGCAUUGAAGCCGUGAGAGCAGUUCAUACCCUUUCCACCUAGCAACUUACAUGCCUUGCUGAGCUGAGGAUAGUAUGCACAAUAGGUCUUUCCUUCCUUUUGAAAGCUGUUCUGUAUUUUGCUAUCAGCCAUCAAGUAAUACUGAGCCUGUAACAUCCUGUUUGCUGUGUACGUUUGGGUACAACAUGAACACAGUGAUAUACUUUAGUAUCUUAGAUGCACGUGAGCAUUGCACGUGUGCUUUCAGAAUUCUUUUUUCCACAAGAACUGAGAAUUCUUGGGAUACAAAUAUUAAUUAUGGACUUCAGAGAACAACGUAUCUUAAAUACUCGAUUCAGAGAUUGGAAACUACUCUUUCUAAAAACAAAGUUCUUUUUCCCCUAUUCCUUCCAGCAAAAUAGAAAAUAGCCCUUUUCAACAUCUUAAAGCAAACCAGUUCUGAGCAUUUUAAGUAACACAAGCAAGCUCAUCUCUGGCAAUAUAAUCCCAACAGACAUGAGUUCUGUUCAGUGAACUGUAAAAGACUUGACAACAUUUUUAUUUUAUAAACAGUCUUUCAGAACUUGAAAAUUCUCCAGCUGAUCCAGAUUUCCACAGCCUUAGUCCCAAUACCAGUCAGUUUUCAGAUCACGAAAUCCCCCUGCUUCCUUUAGCUCAAUUAUUAGUUUUCAUGGUAGAUAUUACUGUUCAGGAGAGUUAAACAUUUGAACAUGUUUUUCCUUGAAUACUGGCUUGUUUGGGUUUUGUGGGCUUUUUUUUUUUUUACAUCAUGAUCACAUACUGGUGUGCAAGUUUCUGAGCAGUAGGAAAGAAAGCUUUGUCAGCCAA
Molecule: messenger RNA, 7441 nt
Organism: Falco peregrinus (peregrine falcon)
Lineage: Eukaryota; Metazoa; Chordata; Aves; Falconiformes; Falconidae
Gene: SLC9A9
Product: solute carrier family 9 member A9
Exons: 16
Coding region: 181-2088 (635 amino acids)
Biological process (GO): regulation of pH; sodium ion transport; proton transmembrane transport
Cellular component (GO): recycling endosome; membrane
Molecular function (GO): sodium:proton antiporter activity
Source: RefSeq, a predicted model, not a curated record